GAGUGGGAUCAAAAUGUCUGAGAGAACAUCACAGGAUUCUCUCUGGAACGUGACUUUAUUCAUUUUUAUUUAUUUAAAGUAAUUGAAUGUCUUAAUUUGUGAGACAGAGCUGCAGAAAUGCUGCACAAACUUCUACUGCUCAUUGUUUUAGCAGCCAGCCUGGUCUCACCUCAGCCGUCUGCUGCCACAGCUACCAAAACAAAAACUCAAGUGAAGAACAACUCAGGUGUGACUCCAGCAGACAAGUGUGGGACAUGGGUGAAAGAGCCUGACGGAGGUUACUUCACUUCACCCAACUAUCCUGAGAGAUACCCACCUGACAGAGAGUGUGUCUACAUUAUAGAAGCUUCUCCUCGCCAGUGCAUCGACUUGUUCUUCGAGGAGAAAUAUUCCAUCGAGCCGUCGUGGGAGUGCAAGUUUGACCACAUCGAGGUUCGGGACGGACCCUUUGGCUUCUCGCCCAUCAUCGGCCGCUACUGUGGACAGGAAAGUCCGGCCUACGUGCGCUCCAGUGGGAGGUACCUGUACAUCAAGUUUGUGGCUGACGGGGAACUGGAGGCCACUGGCUUCUCUGCUCGGUACAACUUCACACAAGAUCCCGACUUCCAAGACCUUGGUGCACUCCCUGCUCUACCACCUUGUGAGUUUGAGCUGAGCGGUCCAGAGGGAUUCAUCGAGUCGGCUCAGAUCGCCAGGGACGGUCAGGUGCAGCAGACUGAGGCUGUGGACUGCAGGUGGUACGUCAGGGCUCCACCCAGAGCUAGGAUCUACAUGCGUUUUCUGGAGUACGAGAUGCACAACUCCAACGAGUGCAAGCGCAACUUUGUCGCCAUCUAUGAUGGCAGCAGCUCCGUUGAGCACCUGAAGAAUAAGUUCUGCUCCACGGUGGCCAACGAUGUCAUGCUGGUGUCGUCCGUGGGUGUGGUGAGACUUUGGGCAGACGAGGGGAGCAGGAAGAGCAAGUUCAGGAUCCUCUUCACCACCUUUCAUGAGCCUCCAUGUGAAGGAGACACCUUCUUCUGCCACAGUAACAUGUGCAUCAACCACACACUGGUCUGCAACGGCGUCCAGAACUGUGUUUACCCCUGGGAUGAAAAUCACUGCAAAGAGAAGAGGAAAGCCAGCAUCCUGCACACACUGGACAACACCAACCUCACCAUCAUUGGAGUGACUUGUGGUCUGGUCGUCAUCCUGCUCAUCAUCUCUGUCGUCAUCCAGAUUAAACAGCCGCGUAAGAAAUACGUAAUCCGCAGAGAUGACUUCGACUCCGCCCUCCUGCACCCUGAAUUCGAGCCUCCUCACUACGAGCUCUGUACUCUGCGCCGCGCCCCGUCAGGUGACAUGAACGACGCCGCCAUGGCAGAGGACUUUGAAAAGUUCCAAAAGCUCCGCCGCUCCUCCAGCAAAUGCAUCCGUGACCAUCACUGUGGCUCUCAUCAUGGCAGCGUGCACGGUAGCCGCAGCAACCUGAGCAUGAGGGACACCACUAUUACCAACGACGGGGGCACUCUUGUGCCGCCGGCAAUGGCGGGCCAGCAGUCGCCACGACUUGCCCACCACACAGCUGCUGCAGCAGGUCAGCGGAGCAUCCUGGUGAUGAAGCACAGUUAUUCUCAGGACGGGGCAGAGAGGUACCGAGCAGAGGAGGAGGAUCUGAUGAUGGAGGACGGUCCCACCACCAGCCAGCACCACAUGCACCCCCAUCAGAUCCACCACGGCAUGUCAGGGAUGGAUCACACCGUCCACCGUACACUCUCUAAUGACUUUUAAUGGGCGGCAACAUGGACAUGAAGUACAUGAAAAUAGACGAGACACAAAUGGAACUGCACUCAAACCAUCUCAAGGCCCUUGAAAGUGCUUGCAUUGUGUGCAAGAAAGAAGUUAACUUGAUCUUUACGUACAUUUCUCCCGUUUGUUAUGACGCCAUCUACUGUUUCAUGCCCUGCAUUGCUUGAUGUAUGUAGACUAGGCCUACACAGGACCAACGUUGAGUCAUAAUUACUAGCCAUGAGAUUUCGUGCAGAACGAGUAAUGUAAUGUUAAGCAAGAGAGAGCAAAUAAUGUGAUUCACGUGAAAUUCACGUUUCAUGUUUGGCUUAAAACACUUUGUUUUAGUAAUUUUGUGUAUAAAUUAUGUAUUGCAGUGAUAAAAUCUUGGACGUUAUUCCCCCAUUAGGCUUAAAAGGAACCAAACUGAGACUUAUAUCAAACUAAUUUUCCUCUUGUUGUUUAAAAUUGUUCAAUUGUUUAUUUUUUGUUGUUUGAG
This is a messenger RNA of Solea senegalensis (Senegalese sole), 2266 nucleotides long. Its product is annotated as neuropilin and tolloid-like protein 1. The coding region runs from base 118 to 1770 and encodes 550 amino acids. The transcript is spliced from 10 exons. Gene Ontology annotation, molecular function: protein binding. NCBI's taxonomy places the organism in Eukaryota, Metazoa, Chordata, Actinopteri, Pleuronectiformes, Soleidae. The record is from RefSeq and is a predicted model, not a curated record.